Messenger RNA from Aptenodytes forsteri (emperor penguin), 1971 nucleotides. It is a transcript of the gene CD96, whose product is annotated as CD96 molecule. The transcript is spliced from 16 exons. Lineage: Eukaryota; Metazoa; Chordata; Aves; Sphenisciformes; Spheniscidae. The record is from RefSeq and is a predicted model, not a curated record. Gene Ontology annotation, biological process: cell-matrix adhesion; inflammatory response. The coding region runs from base 1 to 1971 and encodes 656 amino acids.
AUGGAGAAGCCUGAGAACAGACCACCUGGGGACCUGGUGGCAUUUCAGCUGCUGGCGGUUACCAAAGAGUGCAUGAGACACAAGUCUGUCAAAAGUGACAGAGAUAUAACAGGGUUCUCCCUUCUGGCAAGGCAUUCUUUUUCAGACCAGAACAAAACCAAAGGACCAGUUCAGUACAUUGAGGAGACACCUUCAGCUAUGACUCAUGUUUUCUGGAAGGUGGGCAAGGAGUCAGGCCAGCCUGAAGACGUCAUUACACAAACAGAAGUGGUCCGCGCUUUGCCGGGUACUGACGUGACCCUGGCGUGCAGCUUCCCAAAACCACACACCACCUACGUAAUACAGACCCAGUGGUCCAAGACUGAUGACGCCCAGCUUACCAGAAUAGCUGUUUAUCACCCCGUUUUUGGCACCCAUUACUUCACAUUUCCUGAGGCUUCUUACAACUUUUCGGUGUCCUUCAGCACAAGGAAGUGCUGCAACUGGGAUGCUACAGAGGCUUUGUGUUCCCCCAAUCCAAACGUCACAUCUGAGUGCAAUCGGUGGGCUCUGCAUCUGAAAAACGUUACCGUCUCCCUUAGCGGGCAGUACGAGUGCAGUUUUGCUACUUACCCAUAUGGGGCAAAGGCUGCAAAAAUUCAACUUAUUGUCAAGGCAGAAGAGGAGCAGCACUACGUGAAGGAAGUGCAGUUAAACCAGACUUUAGAAAUUCCAUGCCUUGAGGACAUGACCUCAGAAAAUUUGUCCAGUUAUCCUUUGAAAUGGCUAGUGGGGGAAAAUGGCAGGAAAGAGGAACUUGUGACCAAGGAGCCCUCCUGUCCUGCAGUGUACAGGAAUGGCAGCACGCUGUACAGGCAAAGAGUCCACCUGGUUUUGAAUAACGCUCUAAAGAUUUUCCCCACCAGAAUCACAGAUGAUGGCAGAGUGUUUUCCUGCCAUGUGGUGUACCACCCAGAGAGAGUCCAGAAGAGCAGCACCACCGUGAGAGUAUUUGCCUACCCUGAGAUCUCUGUUAGCCUGCAGGAGGGCUCAGCUGGCACCUCGCAGAAGCCUAACGUGAGCUGCAUUGUGAGGAAGGCAUUUCCCAAGCCAAGCAUCCUGUGGUACAUGGACAAAGAGAGCCUGACGGAGCAGCCUGGAGAAAUUUAUGUUGAACAAGAAGACUCGCAAGACAGUGACGGUUUCUAUCAGCUGAGAUCAACGCUGAUGUUGCAAGGGACCCACCAGACACAUAAGACGUUCUCGUGUGCAUGUCUGUUUUCCUUUUUUGGGAAUGAAACACGGAAUAUUUCAUCAGAAGAAAUAUUUGUUUCCCUCGACAAUAAGUCUAAUGAAGCCUUAUCCGAAGCUUUUACCACCAUGGCUUCAGAAGACCUUGGAAAUUCAGCACUUCCAUCAGCUGUCAUGACUACCUCAGAGCAUCAGUCAACAUCUUUGGCAUCUCUAGAUUUCACAAGUCAAGCAAGCUUGGCUCCUGCUUCCACGACACAAGGAGCGCUGAUUUCUACCGCAGAGACAGAAAGCUAUACCAGUGCCACAGCAUUCAGUGAGAGUUUGACAACAGCACAUUUGAACAAUUCCACCACUGAAUCCCCGCAAAGCCUCAAGAAUGCCACACGCUCCUCCGAGAAUACAACCCUGGCGCAUCGUAACCUGUCCUUCAGCAUCACAGACCAGCCAAUUUCAGUUACCAAGGGGAAAGAUUUCUUCACUACCAGCAGUCUGCUCAAUAUUACUGGAGGCGCGAGGAACACGAAAGCCAGUCACUUCCCCUGGCCAACAGUGGUAGCCGUCCUGCUCCUCUUCUGCAGUUUUCUAAUAGUUUUAGGCGUCAGGAAAUGGUGUCAGUACCAGAAAGAGAUUAUGAACAGACCUCCGUCUUUCAAGCCACCGCCACCUCCGAUAAAAUACACCUCCAUGGUGGAGUCUGAUGGGACUCCCCCAUCCUGCCACGAACUGGAAAACCUGUAA